Messenger RNA from Falco peregrinus (peregrine falcon), 4347 nucleotides. Its product is annotated as histone-arginine methyltransferase CARM1-like. Gene Ontology annotation, molecular function: protein-arginine N-methyltransferase activity. NCBI's taxonomy places the organism in Eukaryota, Metazoa, Chordata, Aves, Falconiformes, Falconidae. Bases 400 to 1968 code for a protein of 522 amino acids. The record is from RefSeq and is a predicted model, not a curated record. The transcript is spliced from 13 exons. Gene Ontology annotation, biological process: peptidyl-arginine methylation.
GACCGCUCGGGGCUUAGCGAACCUGCUCCUCAAACCAGCGCCACGAGUUCACCAUCCCGAUGCCAACACGAGAGCCUCCCGCCGGCACAGGCGCCCGGCCUGCCCCCGCCAGCUGUGCCUGGCUCCCGGGCUCUCCGCCAGCCGCCGCCCGCCCCAGCGGCUGUCACCGCCUCCCCCCCACGCGGGCCCCGCUGCCUUCCCAGCGCGGCACCGGUGGGGGCAGCGACGGAGACGGCGGAGGGUGCUCGGCCCCGGGGCCGCGCCAGGGCCGCCGCCAGGGAGGCGCCGCUGCGGCCGGGCGGUGUCGCUGCUGGCCGCCGUCAGCGCCGCCCGCCCCGCUUAACGCGCCCGGGCGCGGUUCGGUGGCUGGGGAGCUGUGGAGGUGGCGGUGAGGUGCGGAUGCCCCGGCAGGCGUCUGAGGCGUGGAGGCGGUCUGACGGCGAAGCCUCGUCAGCGGGUCCCCCUCCCUCGGCCGCAGCCGCCUUCCCCCGGGCUUUCAGGAGGCGGCGGCAGCGGCAGCAGCGCCGCCGGAGCCCGGCUCCUCGGGGGGCAGCCGCCGCUGGCAGGGCGGGCGGCGGGAUCAUGGCCGCUCAGCCCCCGCACACACAGCGGCUGCUGCUGCGGUGCAGCGUGAAGCUGCUGCUCGCCAGGGAGGAGCUGCCGGCGGGGCUGCAGCUCGCCGGCCCGAGCCAGAGCGCCCUGCAGCUGGAGGUGCAGCCGGGAGAGGAGGACGCGGACGUCACGGUGACAGACGCUGAUGGAGUCUGUGUGUUUAAAUGCUUGGUUAACAGAGACACUGAAUACUGUCGUGUGGGAAAACAGUCUGUGUUAAUUACGCUGGGAUACCACAGUGCCUUGCUUCAUUUCAAAUCACAAGCUGAAUACAAUACAUUUUCAAAUGCAUUGAACAGAUCCUGUAGCCAAAAGAAGGAGAACUCUCUGUUCAGUCAGCGAACAGAUGAAGCAUCUGCUGCUCAGUAUUUUCAGUUUUAUGGCUGUCUAUCUCAACAACAGAACAUGAUGCAGGAUUUUGUGAGGACGGCCACUUAUCACAGAGCUAUCCUACAGAACCACAUAGAUUUUACAGACAAGGUGGUCCUAGAUGUUGGCUGUGGAUCAGGAAUCCUUUCAUUUUUUGCAGUGCAGGCUGGAGCUAGAAAAGUCUAUGCAGUUGAAGCCAGUUCAAUGGCAAAAUACGCAGAGCUGUUGGUGAGAAGCAACAACCUUUCUGACAAGAUCACAGUUCUGUCUGGAAAAAUUGAGGAGAUCUCCCUGCCUGAGAGUGUGGAUGUGGUAAUUUCUGAACCGAUGGGUUAUAUGCUGUUCAAUGAAAGGAUGCUGGAAAGUUACCUCCAUUCCAAAAAAUGGUUGAAAUCAAAUGGAAUGAUGUUCCCAACAUACAGUGACAUUCAUUUGGCUCCUUUUUCUGAUGAGCAGCUGUACGUGGAACACUACUCCAGAGCCAAUUUUUGGUACCAGGAAUGCUUUUAUGGGGUCAACCUGUCCAGUCUGCGCAGUGUGGCUGUGGAUGAGUAUUUCAGACAACCUAUCGUGGAUACUUUUGAUGUGAGAAUUCUGAUGGCCCGGACAGUGAAGUACACUGUGAACUUCAUGGAAGCUGCUGAAGAAGAUUUGCAUAGAGUGGAAAUCCCUUUUGUUUUCCAAAUGAUGCAGUCUGGACUAAUCCAUGGCCUGGCCUUUUGGUUUGAUGUGGCAUUUGUAGGAUCACUGGUAACUGUUUGGUUGUCCACUGCACCGACAGAACCUCUCACUCACUGGUAUCAAGUCCGCUGCCUUCUUCAGACACCCCUCUUUGCUAAAGAGGGGGAAACUCUCUCAGGAAAAGUCUUAUUUGUUGCCAAUAAGAGACAAAGUUAUGAUAUUCAGAUUAUGGCUGUGGUAGACCAGACAGGAUUUAAAUCUGGUAACGUUCUUGAUUUAAAGAAUCCAUUUUUCAGGUAUGCCUAGAACAUACUGUAAUAUGGCAUCUGAAAACGGAACUGAGAUUCUCACCAAGCUGAGUAACCAGUGAGACUGAAACCAGUUCAAUUCUUAGCAGGCUUGUGUAAAAUCAAUUUGUAACUGUCCUUAUCUGUAAUUGUAUGUGAGUUGCAUAAGAAGGGAACAUUGUGGUUCCAGCUCUUUUUCUUUUUUUUUUUUUAAUUGAAAUUCCUCCUGUGCUCACAUUUAGACUUGAACUGCAGCAGACUUAAUUUUAUUCCAGAAAGUUCAUUUGCUAUAGAACAAGAACUAUUUCCCUGUUUAUUUUUAUUUCUAUUUUACAGUAAGCUCACAUUGCUUCACUGGUCUGUUGUUUUUUUUUCUUUUGUUUAUUUGUUUGUUAAUAUCCUUACCAAUACUCUAGGUUAUUGAAGAAAAAUCUACCUCAUGUUUAUAUAUGUAACACAUCAAAAGAUUGUUGAGCAGUACGUAGUGUCCAUGUUUCAAACAUUCAGCAGUUAUUUUCUAUAUGUUUAAACAUUUGGUGUUAAUCUUCUAGCUCACCAGGGUGUGUGUUGAGUACUUCAAUUUUCUCUCAAUGGACUCAUUAAUGUCGUUCAUUUUGAGACAUAAACCUAAGGUCAUCUUGCAUAUACUUUAUAAAUGUGCUGAGAUUUCUCUAUGCCUAUAGAAGUGUAACAGGACACAUUUGUAAAUUAGUCCCAGUUUAGUGUGAUCUAAAACUGUAUGAUACGGUAUGUGUGACUUUCACUUUUUCUGUAGCUCUAAGAAGUAUCAGUAGUCCAAGCUAUAUGAUAUAUUUUUGGCUUGUGUACCUCACAAAUAAGGAAGACUAUAGAGUUAUAGUCCAGAUUUUAAUGAGAUGUCUCUCCAGGCAAUGUUAUCCAUAAACAGCACAUAGUGGCUUUUACAGGACGUGUUUCUGUCAAAAUAUAUGCCUUAGGCUGAAUGAGCUGAAGUCAAUUCAGAAAUGUAUAUGUCACUUUACUACCAAAACUAUAACUACAGCGAUACCUCUAGCAAGAUACAAUCAGCCUUCAGCCUUCCACACACUGUUAGAAGGCUGGUUUGAAUAAAAAGCCCCACAAAAACUGACCCUUCUCUCAGGAAGUUAGUUACAUGAUACAUCUGAUCAAAACACCAGCUAAGGACGCCUGCUGGUAGUAAUUAAGAAGCAGCUGUAAUUUCAGAGGUUUUUGUCCAAGUCAACACCCAUUUGCAGCUAUUUAAAGACAGUUUAUGAGACUAUGGAAAAUAGUCCCUUCUAAAACUGUGAAACUUGUAAAAGUAACAUGAACUUCAUGGCUGAGGCCAUGAAACCAUUGAAUUUAGCAUCAGAAAAUGAUUGCCUUAUUUGCAGUAGCAUUUAAUACAACAGGUGAGAGACUUCUAGCAUAAAAAUGUAGUUUGCACAAUAAAAGACUGUUUUGUUACACAAAUAUAUAACAUAUAUUAAAAAAGAGUAUUUAAUGUGGGUUGCUGCCUCAGAAUGGUAACAGAUAUUAUCAUUCGAACCUGUACAAGCGGUGUAAUGAGAUUUUUGAUGCAGUGUCUGAUUGUUUGGUAUCUAUCCUGCCUAAAUUUAGCCUGUACAAUGUGCAAAUCCAAAUACCAGACAACUAUAGUUCAGUGUCUUCUAGAGUUUGGCACAUUUUCCUCAGCAAUUAUUGAAAGAAUGUAUGAAAGCUGAAUCUGAAUUCAGCUUACAGAUUUGUAAUGUCUCCUAUUGAUCUACAUGUCUGUCUGGAUCUCACAUUUCACUCUCAAAUGUCUUCUAAAAAGUAUCUGUGUAUCAGACUUCUAUUUUCUAUAGGGAAAAAUCUUACAUUGUGAAUUUCAUGUGGCAAUUUCAAUUAUUUUUAAGGAAGAAAGUAAAUAAAGGGGAGGAAAAACAACAGCAGCAGAUAGCAGCGUCAGGUUGUGUAUCUUUAUUUAAUUCCAGAGCAAAAGGUAUAUAUGUAUCUAAUAACUGCACCUUCAAGUUGUAUAGAAAAGAUUGUUUUCUUACACAAUAACAACACAAAGAUUGUUUCACAGCAGUUUCUAUUUUGAAGUGAUCUGGAUGAUCCAGGACUGGUAUUUGUAUUUCUCUCUACUUCAGGAAUUCACUUUGUUCCAGAUUGUAUGCUAAAACCGAAAAGAAUAUUGACAUCGAACACUGUACUAUUUACAGUUUGAAAUAAGGUCCUGUCACUUUCUUCAUUUCCUUAUCAUUUAACAUUUCCUUCUUUCCUGCUUUGAAAUGUUGGUGAUUUUGAAGUACACAGGAACCUACCUUCAAGGACUACAAUGUAGUGUUUCCAUCUCGCAGGACUUUCUGGGUAUAAACAUGAGAAUAUAUUUGUAAAGUAUUUUUGAAACAACAUAUCAAUAAAAACAUGUUAU